Messenger RNA from Alexandromys fortis (reed vole), 540 nucleotides. RefSeq names its product interleukin 20 (gene Il20). Bases 1 to 540 code for a protein of 179 amino acids. Gene Ontology annotation, molecular function: signaling receptor binding. The record is from RefSeq and is a predicted model, not a curated record. NCBI's taxonomy places the organism in Eukaryota, Metazoa, Chordata, Mammalia, Rodentia, Cricetidae. The transcript has 5 exons.
AUGAGAGGUUUCAGUUUUGCCUUUGUUCUGUUCUCUGCUGUGGGUUUUCUCCCUUGGACUCCUGUGACUGGGCUCAAGACUCUCCAUUUGGGAAGCUGUGUGAUCACUGCAAACCUCCAGGCAAUACAAAAGGAUUUUUCAGAGAUUCAGGAUAGUGUGCAAGCCGAAGAUGAAAACAUAGACAUCAGAAUCUUAAGAAGGACUGAGUCUCUGCAAGACACAGAGCAUUCGGAGAGAUGCUGUCUCCUCCGCCACUUAGUGAGAUUCUAUCUGGACCGAGUAUUCAAAUUCUAUCAGAAUCCUGACCAUCACAUCCUCCGAAAGACCAGCAGCCUCGCCAAUUCUUUUCUGAUCAUCAAGAAGGACCUCUCCAUCUGCCAUUCCCGUAUGGCAUGCCAUUGUGGGGAAGAAGCAAUGAAGAAAUACAACCAGAUUCUGAGUCACUUCACAGAGCUUGAGCUUCAGGCCGCGGUAGUAAAGGCGUUGGGGGAAAUAGGCAUCCUUCUGAGAUGGAUGGAGGAGAUGAUGUGGAUGAAGUGA